AUUACUUUUCAUUGUAAAAUAUGUUUUUAAAUAUUUUUUAAUUUUUUACAAUCUCUCCCUAUUAUUUAAUUCCCGUUGACAGGUUUGUUAUCAAAUAAAUAUUGUAACCAUGAGCUUCCAAUCACCAAAAUCUUCAAUGAAACCUCGUAUUUGCCAACCAAACAAAUUUAAAUAUAAUAGCGGCAGUAUGGUGAACUAAUACGAUCUCUCUUUCUAACAAACUAUGAAAGCAUGUGACUAAAAAGAGACAGUAAGAAAUCAGCCAGUGACGUUAUUUACUAGUCAAGCUAUUAUUAUGUGUGUAGAGAAAGAAAUAAAUUAUCAAGUGUUUUAAAAUUUCUUUUCAAUAUAUCUUUUAACAGAUCGAUAUUUUAUGUGACGCAGUUUUACUAUAUUUUAUACAACAGCAAAUCAAUACAGUUAGCUCUAACUGCAUUGUAAAGUAUUUGUUUAUCAAAAUAGGUAAACAACAGCCGAAAAAACUAGAUGAUUUGAGUGUACUUCGAUCGCCAUUACUAUAGGCAUUAUUAAAUUAACGGUGCAAAGUGUGUGACUGUGUCAAUGCGUAAUUCGUGUAGGAGUAUCCAUUCUUGAAGGUUUGCUUAUUUAUUUGUAAAAAGAACAUAAUUUUCUUUCAAUUUUGGCGGGAGUCCUGGCACGUUGUAUCGUGGUUGUCGAAUGGCGAUCUGUCACCUGUCGCCUCCUGGCUUCAUCGACGCAGAUAUAAGUUCAUGUUUCAGUGGUUCUCAGUAAAAUUAGCAGUGCAAUAGUGAAAUUCCUGGUGUGCAAUCCAUGUGGACAUUCGACGAUGCGUCGCGAUUAGGCGGGUCGGAUAUGGAUAGUAGGCGAGCGUGCCCAAGCUACGAAGCCGGGUUAGACGUGUGCGAUCCCUUAGGAUCAGUCCUGGAUUGGUCUGGUCGGGAACCAGCCCGCAUACUACGGCGUCGGUGCCGCAGUGAGGGUAUAGACCGUUCGCCUUACGAGGAUGUAAGUCGCGAGGUGAACCGCUCCGCGGAUGGUAACUGUCGAUAUCAUCGAGCCCAGCCCAACAAGAGCCAUUUCACGCUGAAUAACAGCGAGCCACAAUACGCGGCUGCACGGUUUCGUCACGAGUGCUCGCUGCCAGCUGCCGAGAACGGCGACUACGUCAUGGCCCACGAGCGGGACAGGUUCCAUGGUUACCAGCCAGGAAGAUCAAAAUUAUACCGAAAAAGUCCUACCAGACCAUUAUUAGUAACAACACUAUCCAAUACUAAAGUUGAUGAUCGUUUACCAAAAGUUGAAGAACUAUUAGAAAAAGUUGAUCAAGACAUGAUGGAAGUGCAGGCGACAAAGCAGCCUUUAAAAUCAAUACUCAAUAACCCCUUACCUAAUUCACCACUUCAUGGUAUUCUGAAGAAACCUAAAAACAGGCCACAGCCAGAUUCUAAAUGUACCUUAGAAGGACGCAGAAGACAAAGAGCGGCUAGCGAAUCAGACAAUUUGUUCAGCAGUUUUAAUAGUAUUGGAUCUCCAAUACCAGGCUAUGAUAACCGUUUAUCAUACCUCUCGACGAACACGAAACGUGCCAAAGACAAUUCGGGUAUCGGUUAUUCUUAUGGAUCAGCGAUCGCUAGUCUCGGUAGUGGGACAACAGUCAAAAGUCCUACCAGGAGCUCUAGUGGGUCGAAACAACCCCGUGUACGUAAAGAUCAAAUGGUGAUGAAGGACGACCAUGAUAUGCAUUUAUUGAGAACCACGGCUAUCAACGAAACUGUUCGUCUUGAUUCUAGAAUGGAUAUGCCACGCCAAGACACGCCCACGCCCACGUGCCCAGCGGUGAGCCCAGCCCUACCUGUAAGUUCAGUGACCACGAUUCCAGUCGGUAAGAAAGCCGUCAAAAUCAAGAAAAAAGUGAAGUCUGCCAAGUCCAAAGGUACCAAGAUGAAGACUGGAAAUAACACCGACUGCUGCGGACUCGAUUUGGAAACUGAAGAUGCGCUCAGCAGGUCCCCAUCACCAGAUCCGUUAAUGGACCACUGGCAGAUGGACACUGACGCGGCUUUAGCGGAGCUGGAGAUCAUGGAAGAACCGGGUUUGCCUUCAACAGCCAAAAAAGACGAGGAGAAUCUCACGCUAGUCACCAAACUAUCUAGCAAGCUCAAUGGAACUGUUGUUACUCCGAAGAAAGCACACUCAAAAGAAUCACCAGUAUUCUUACCGGAGUCGGUGGCGAAUUGUCUUCGGCCCUCCCUGUUCCCUCGCGUGCCACCCUACCUCAAAUUCAUAGGUCACGAAGAGAGCCCCUGCCUCAAGGUACCUCUGCCGAUACAAAAACAUCUGAAAUGGAAGCUGACUACGAUCACGCCAAUAGUUGUGAAGAAGACGUUAACAAAUUCUGGUUUUCGGUUGGUAAAGAGCGAAUGUGAUACUGCAGAGUGCCCGCAAGAAGAGACAAUAGAAUGGAUUGGUAUUUGGGGCAAGCAUAUGAAGUCGAUAAUGUUCAGAGCUAUCAAAGAUGGGCAGAAGAUGAAUCAUUUCCCUGGCACCUUUCAAAUCGGUCGUAAAGAUCGGUUGUGGAGGAACUUACAAAAACUGGUCUGCAAGUAUGGGAUCAGUGAGUUUGGUAUAAUGCCGAAGACUUACGUGUUGCCCCAUGAUAUGAAGCUGUUGAAGCACGAUUGGGAGAAAUAUGCUGCUAACAACGAACGAUGGAUCAUCAAACCGCCGGCUUCAGCCCGCGGUACUGGCAUCAAAGUAGUAUCCAAAUGGACGCAGAUCCCCAAGAAGCGCCCCGUAGUGGUUCAGCGAUACGUGUCGAAGCCCUACCUUAUCAACGGCAACAAGUUCGACCUCCGGCUGUAUGUACUCGUGACGUCAGUACACCCUCUUCGGAUAUAUCUAUAUAAGGAUGGACUGGCUAGAUUUGCUUCAGUAAAGUAUAACGACGAGCUGGCAUCGUUGAACGAUAGGUAUAUGCAUCUGACGAACUACUCUAUCAAUAGAUUGUCUAAGAACUACACGCCGAAUGAGGAUUUUGCGGCCUGUGAAGGACAUAAAUGGACACUACAAACGCUACUACAAUACUUGAAAGCUGAGAAACGUGUAGAUACAGAAAGUUUAUGGAAUGCCAUGAAGGAUCUUGUAAUAAAAACAAUAAUAUCUGGAGAAGCAAGUAUUAGUUCACUGACCAAAGCCAAUAUCACGUCGAGGUACAAUUGCUACGAACUCUUUGGAAUUGACGUAUUGCUGGACGAAGAUCUUAAACCUUGGUUAUUGGAGGUGAACAUAUCUCCGAGCUUGCACAGCGCAUCUCCCCUGGACAUUCACGUGAAGGGUCCGCUGGUCACCACCGUCCUCAACAUAGCGCAGUUCCAAGUUCCUGUAAAGACCAACCUGGAGAUGCUCUCCAAGGAUAAACCACACAAACUGUUCCAGGUGCCAGGCCACACCAAUAUGGACACGGUUCCCAAGCAGAAUCCUAAACAACUGUCGGGGUUGCCAUACGACAGUCGGUUGUAUACAGUGUACCUGUCUAAAGAAGAACGAGAUAAGCAUAUAAUAUACACUAAUAUGGAGGAUCGGGAUAUGUAUCUACGGGACAUACUAUCAACAUUGACACCGGACGACGUGCGUCACCUCAUACAAUCGGAAGACGAGUUAACUCAGUCAGGUGACAUGGAGAGAAUAUUCCCAACAUACGAGACACACAAGUACUUGGGAUUCCUGGCUGGACCCAGGUAUUACAACCGACUGUUUGACGCCUGGGAGACUAGAUACGGUCGGAAUAGGGAACCGGGCUUGGAACUGCUCCGCAACCUGUGUGACAUCGGCUACCACCUGGAAGUGCCGCCGGUGCCCCUGAAGCCGGCGCCCCCGCUGAGCGCGUUGGAUGGUUGCAGAAUGAUGUGGACGCGCCGUCCCCGGCCCCGUCGGAGCGGCCAUCCGUGCCGUCCCUCACGUCGCUGGAGCACGGAGGCGGCGGCGCGGCGGACGGCGCAGGCGCGGGCGUGGGGCGCGCGUGCGGGCCGCUGGCGGGGCUCGGGCCCCUCGGGCCGCUCGCGCUGCCGGCGCUCGAGCCGCGCGCCUAGCCCCCGCCGCAAGCCCGCCACCGACCUCAACGAGAACUGCUGCGCGCCCGCGUCGGACGAGGCCCCUUGCUGAUCGUUCUGGACCUCUAAGCGCCGUUGAACUCGAGUGAAAGCUUUCCGAGCUUAUUUCCUAACGGAUUCUCGUCGUAAUAGUUGCCGUUUUAGCGUGUAUCCGAUGUGUUUCGACAACUUUGAUGCUAUCGUUUGUGUAGAUGGUGUUGGUGCUCAACCGUUUGUCGUAGUGAAGAUUUACGUUCGAUGAACAUGUGAUAGACCACCGCUAGGCAGUAGGAGCUGGCCGCGCAGCCGACGGUCCAUUCAGAGUUGUCGACUGAUAUGUGUUAGUUCUCCAGUCUUUGUCGUCGUUUCUUGACUCGAUAUUACUUUAAUCACAUUCCUGCUCAUGACCUUUGCACGUCUUAAGAUAUACCUAAUGUAACAAAAAUUGUAAGUUUUAAAAUCUCAAAAAUAUAGCAAAAUUUGUAAAUCUUUGAAGUUUGAACAGGAGUGAUAACUGUAUUAGUGUUCAACAUUUGUUGCCCGUUGAGUGUAGGCGCGUAUAACUGGCUAUUUUAUUUACGUAAUUGUAGUUUUAAGGUAUGUUGAAGUCUGCGCUCAACGAGCUCAUCGCGAAUGUCAACAUUAGAGGGUAUUUGAAAGCGAAGAAAUUUUUAAGUGAAAUUUAGCCUUAACUACCUAUUUGUUUUAGGAUGACUGAAAUAAGAUUUCUGACAUGCUUAGUUCAAUGUUAACUUUGCAACAAAAUAACGAAUAACAUUUAUUCGUACCGAAGGACGUAAUAAAAUUUCAUUUCAUUGUAACCAAAGCAUUCAGAAACUAUAUUUUAGUCAGUAUUCGGAGACUGAUAGAAUUUUUAGCAUUAAUUUAUUACUUUUAAUUUUGUUUUAAUUCCUUUUACAUAUGUGCGUUCUAUCAGUCUUUGCGCUGUGUACACCCAGGUAGACUUUAAAAUCGAAAUAAAUAUUUGUUUUGAAAUUAAUUAAAUACAUUAUGAAUUGUGGUUAGCUUCAAUGGUUUGCUACAGUUUGACCUGCGUGUAUAUAUGCGACCUUUUAGGAACGUUUCCCUAAAGCUGGUGAAAAGAAAAAAAAGUAAAUGAGAUUCUAAAAGUAUGAUGUAUGUAAUUCCCAAAUUACAAUGUGUUCAUUGUAUACCUAGAGUUUGCUAGAUUAGCGCGUAUAAGCUCGUCAUGUCUUCGAGUCGUGUUCAAAGUAAAGAAUCGAUAAAAUUCGAUGUAUAUAAUCUUAGUAAAUGUAAUCGAUUUUGAUUAGUAUCGAUGAUGUUUCCAUUCCUUUAUAAGAAAAACAUUAACAAUAAUCUCGAUUAUGAAUUAUUCAUUUUCCAGUGUAUUUUUUGGAAAUAUUAAAAUAGUUGUUUAUUAUCUUGAAGAUGCAUACGAUUUUAAUUGUAAUGAUUAAAUUAUUUUCAGUGUAACAAUAAAUCGGUUGACACGUCAGAUUAUUUGAUUGCGAUUCCCUGCGUCGACUGUUGUCUUUUAUAUUAUUUUAUUAUACGAUUGAUGGCAGUUCUUUUUUUAAAUCUGUAUUUAAUUUUUUUACUUUAAUUUGUACUCUACUCGAACAAAAUACAACAGAAUGUGACAUUGUUUUUUUAA
Spodoptera littoralis (African cotton leafworm) is the source of this 5706-nucleotide messenger RNA. Lineage: Eukaryota; Metazoa; Arthropoda; Insecta; Lepidoptera; Noctuidae. The record is from the annotation of a GenBank genome assembly.